Messenger RNA from Trifolium pratense (red clover), 2014 nucleotides. RefSeq lists its product as uncharacterized. The transcript has 7 exons. NCBI's taxonomy places the organism in Eukaryota, Viridiplantae, Streptophyta, Magnoliopsida, Fabales, Fabaceae. Bases 469 to 1719 code for a protein of 416 amino acids. The record is from RefSeq and is a predicted model, not a curated record.
AUGACAAGAAAGAGAGGGGUGGUAAUAUUUACUCCUAUUUUCCGUUUCUCUAAUCAAGGAAUUAGUAGUAAUGAAUCAAUUACUACAAGUUAAAGAUUCUUAUAAAAAAAUUAAUUAAUUAGUUUUAAAGUUAAAAUGGGAAAGUGUUAAAAAAGAGAGAGAAGCGUGGAAAAAAAUAUGAAAAGACACAUAAUUUUAAGGAAAAAAAAAACGGAAUAAAACAAAAGAUGCAAUGCUUAGUAUUACCCUUGAGUGGGUUCCCAUCUUCAAAGUUAGAAAAAAAAAAGUAGAGAGUAGUGAGAGGAGAGGAGGGAGUGGUCAUUUGGAAUUUAGGGGGGUAUACCAAAGCAACUUCACUCCAUUUUCAGUGUUCUAGGAAGUUUUUUUUGAGGGUUUUUUGUUUGUAGUUUCAGACAAGAACAAAUCUUGUUGAAGACUGUUUUUGUUUUUGUUAUUGUUGUUGUUGUAAUGGGUUUUGGAUGUAGUGUUACUGUUCUACUUGUUUUUUGUUUAUGGGGUGUUUUGAUCUCAGUUUCUGAUUCUACUAGGCUUGGUUCUUCAAGACAGAAGCUUGAGGUUAAUAAGCAUUUGAAUCGACUCAACAAAGCUCCUAUUAAGACCAUUGAGAGUCCAGAUGGGGAUAUAAUAGAUUGUGUGCCUAUUUCAAAGCAACCAGCUUUUGAUCAUCCAUUCCUCAAAGACCACAAAAUUCAGAUGAGACCUAAUUUCCACCCUGAAGGGCUUUUUGAGGAGAACAAGUUUGAUGAAAACAAAGCAAAAUCAAGUACUCCUAUUAAUCAACUAUGGCAUGCCAAUGGUAUGUGCUCCGAAGGCACAAUACCUAUUAGGAGAACAAAGGAGGAGGAUGUUUUAAGAGCAAGUUCAGUGAAAAGAUAUGGAAGGAAGAAGCAUAGGUCAAUCCCUAAGCCGAGGUCAGCAGACCCUGAUUUGGUUAACCAAAGUGGUCAUCAGCAUGCAAUAGCAUAUGUUGAAGGAGAAAAGUUCUACGGAGCAAAAGCUACUAUAAAUGUUUGGGAACCAAAGAUACAACAAACUAACGAGUUCAGCUUGUCUCAGCUUUGGGUAUUAGGAGGCUCAUUUGGUCAAGAUCUUAACAGCAUUGAAGCUGGCUGGCAGGUUAGUCCAGAUUUAUAUGGCGAUAACAACACACGGCUAUUCACCUACUGGACUAGUGAUGCAUAUCAAGCUACUGGCUGCUACAAUCUUCUUUGCUCAGGAUUUAUUCAAGUCAGCAGUAACAUAGCAAUGGGAGCAAGCAUUUCUCCAAUUUCUUCAUACCGAGAUUCCCAGUACGAUAUCAGCAUACUUAUCUGGAAGGAUCCGAAAGAGGGACACUGGUGGAUGCAGUUCGGGAACGAUGGCACUGUGAUGGGAUAUUGGCCAUCUUUCUUAUUCUCGUAUUUAGCUGAAAGUGCUACGAUGAUUGAAUGGGGAGGAGAAGUUGUUAAUUCUGAGCCUGAUGGUCAACACACAUCAACUCAAAUGGGAAGUGGUCAUUUUCCAGAAGAAGGAUUUGGCAAAGCAAGUUACUUCAGAAACAUUCAAGUAGUUGAUAGUUCCAAUAAUCUCAAAGCUCCAAAAGACCUUGGAACUUACACUGAAUAUCACAACUGUUAUGAUGUCCAAACAGGUAGUAAUGGAGAUUGGGGACAUUUCUUUUACUAUGGAGGACCUGGGAAAAAUCCAAAUUGUCAAUGAAAAAAAACCAUGUGUCUCUUGUAUCAUUCAAUCAAUUAAUCUUAGUAGUGUUAUUAAAUUAAGCCCUUCUCUUCUUCAAUCUUUGUAUACCUACCAACCCUUUUUCUGUAGUGGAAAGUUUUGACUGUUUUUUUAAUUUCAUAUUGAAAAGAUUCUCCAUAUAAGCAAUGUGGAGAAGUGUAGUGUGGUCAAGUUUCUCAAAAGGCUAAAGAAAAUGGCCCUUUAUAACAUCCUUGUAUUUUAUUUAGGGAGUGUUUGUCAAAUGUUGCAAUGGAAAUGGAGCUUUCUAGUGUUA